GGCCGCUAGCCUGCUUGUUUACUGUUCCUGAUAAUUUGUAAAUAUACAAUGACAGCGAGUGUUAUCAAUCCUAAAACUGUCAUCAUAGUCAAUUAUAUGUGCCGUUUUAACAAACCGAAUUACAAUUGUGCGGAAAACAAGUGUAUCAAAUCCCUUUAAUUCUUACUUUAUUGAAUGUUUUCCGAAAUCAAUAUUUUAAGAUGUCUAUAUUGAAAUUUGGUGAGGGGUAAUUUUAGCAAAAAUGAGACUUUGUGUUUUUUUAGUUUUGUUUAAAGUGUUUUUUUGUUCUGGAUAUUUAAUUUUACUCUCCGAAGAAGAAGAACCUGGAACCCUCAUAUUUGAUGCUGGCCUUAAAACGAAUGAACACCACAAAAGACAUUACACUAUCAAUGUUGAUAAAAGUGCUUAUUUUGUAAGAAGACUGUUGCGUGUUGACCAUUCUUUUGGUGAAGUGUAUCUUAGGCAGAAACUCCAAUGUGAUGGUGUUUUUUACCCGAACCUUUUUACAUUGUAUAUAGAUUCAACAUCGAAUGGUACCUUAGAUUAUGUUUCUAUUCCUUUAAGAGUGUUAAUUCGUGGGUGUGCUGAUUUAAUUAGUUUCGAAGGUAGUUAUUAAUUUUGUUUUGAUUCUAUAUUCAAUUUCAAAGUUGACAAUUUAGUAAUUAUCACCUUUUGUAGAUGGAGUUUUUGAAAACAAAAUUCAAACUAAAAUAUCGGAGGCGAAAAAAUGGCCCAGUGAAACAAUCGCUUCAUUCUCGUUUCCUGCUUUUAACAAAAAUGAAGCAAUGUCCCAAGUAUGCUUGCGCAGUUCACAAGUGGUCGCAACCCUUAGAUCUCUUGUCCCUAAGGGGCUGGGAUCAUGUAACAUUGUGCUGACUGGAGUGGCCGAACCCCGAUUUGGGGUCGAGCCACGUGGAGGACAUUUAGUGGCCAAAGAGGAUUUAUGUCUGUCUACAGCAGGUCUUUUGGAAUUGCCUGUAGCACUGGAAUAUACUUGUUCAUCCAAUUCUGGUCUACUGUUGCAUCCAUCUCAGCACACCAUAAGGGUGUAUGUUUCUUUCCGAAGGAGUACUUACGAAGAAUCUGGAAGGGUUAGAAGAACUGCCUCACGCCCAGGGGACUUAGCUUUUGAGAAGCCUCUUUAUAUUGCUUCUGUGCUUGAAGAACAACCUCCUGGAACCGAAGUUUGCUCAGUAGCUGUUAAAGAAGGAGGAUUGUAUUCCAUGGUUAGUGUUCUGGAUUCAAGAAGUCAAGGAAUGUUUAGUAUUGGUGCGAGCACUGGGGUAGUCACAGCUACAGCUCGACUUGAUAGAGAGACGAUGGAUGUUCAUUAUUUUCGAGUAACAGUAACAUCAGAUUCUGGUAAUUCUCAUCAGUCAGCUACAACUACUUUGCAAAUUAAUGUCGGGGAUAUCAACGACCAUGCGCCUGUAUUUGAACAAGGUGUUGCCACAGAAACUACUAUAAGCGAAAGUUCACCUGUUGGAACUGCAGUUGCUCAGUUAAGGGCUACUGAUUUGGAUAUCGGCCUUAAUGCUCAGAUCGAGUACAAAAUAUCAGGUGUAGAAUCAGGUGGUUUAGACAAGGGAGACGGAAUCUUUAAUAUUGAUCCUCAAAGUGGACUAUUAACAACCAGGCAGCCUUUGGACAGAGAAACCGCUGAGGUGUAUACGGUUCUGGUAGAAGCAUCAGACAAAUCGCAACCAGCGUCAUCUCGCCUAAGUUCCACAGUAUCUCUUGUCGUAAGAAUCGGUGAUGAGAAUGACAACUAUCCUCAGUUUUCCGAACGAGCUACAACCGUAUCUCUGCCUGAAGAUACUCCUGCUGGUGCAAGCCCUGUAAUCGCCACUGUCAGAGCUACUGAUGCUGAUACUGGACAAAAUGCAGCCCUUCGAUAUGCUAUUAUUGGUGGUAAUACCCAGGGUCAGUUUUCCAUCGACUCUCAAAAUGGUGAAAUAACAUUGGUGAAACCUCUUGAUUAUGAAUCAAUACGAAGCUAUCGUCUUGUGCAAGCGUAUGAUGGGGACGAAGGAGAAAACUCUGAAAUAGAAUAUCGAAUAUCACCGCAUUUCUCACCAGAUGAAUUACCUGUUACUGUAGAUCCAAAUACCGGUUGGCUGUCAACAAGGCGACAACUUGAUAGGGAAGCUACAUCUCGUUUAAGUUUUGAGGUUUUAGCUGUUGACAAAGGCGAUCCUCCUAGAUCUGGAACAGCCACUGUGUCCAUUGUCAUUCAAGAUACUAAUGACAAUGACCCUCAGUUUUCUCCAAAGGAAUAUUCAGCCAACCUUCCAGAAGAUGUUGGAGCUGGGGCUUCAGUAGUUGUAGUUCAUGCCACCGAUCCAGAUGAGAAUCCAAGGUUGAAUUAUGAAAUCAUGAGUGGAAAUACUAGAGGCAGAUUUGCUAUAACUACUCAGAAUGGUCGGGGACUCAUCACUGUCGCUCAACCAUUAGAUUACAAACAAGAGAGAAGAUUCAUAUUAUCGGUUCGUGCAAUAGAUUCUGGUGGGCGCUAUGAUACCGCUAAUGUCUACAUUAAUAUUACUGAUGCUAAUACUUUCUCACCAAUAUUUGAUAAUGCGCCAUAUUCAGCAUCAGUUCCAGAAGAUGCUAAGAUUGGAACAACAGUUUUGGUUGUUUCUGCUUCUGAUGGAGAUUCUGGUGUUAAUGCUGAGAUUAGCUACAGCUUGAGCUCAGACACUACUGAGUUUACCAUUAACCCUGACACCGGUGCUAUAAUUACUACAGCAGUCUUGGAUAGAGAGAUUACAUCAGGAUAUUUACUUAGUGUUACAGCCAAAGACAAUGGAACUCCUCAACUUUCUGAUAGUACAGAUGUGGAAAUCACUGUCACUGAUGUUAAUGAUAAUCCUCCGAGGUUUUCUCAGGAAUCAUAUCUUGUAUCUGUUUCUGAAGAUGUACCUAUUGGCACCAGUAUUUUACAAGUUUCUGCUACCGACCCAGAUCUCAGCCUUAAUGGGAGGGUAAGAUAUUCUUUAGAAGACACCGAUACUUUCAUAAUGGAACCCAUAACUGGUGUGGUCAGAGUUAACAGAGGCCUAGAUAGGGAAUCAACUGCCCAGUAUACUCUAAUUGCUAUUGCAUCGGAUAGAGCUUCACCUCCGCUUUCAUCUUCUGUUGAAAUAUUAGUCAAAAUUGAAGACGUCAAUGAUUCUCCUCCUACUUUUGAAUCUGAUAAACUAAAACUGUAUAUUCCUGAGAACUCACCUAUUGGCUCUACAGUUGGUGAAAUUUAUGCUUCCGAUCCUGAUGUAGGAGCAAAUGCUUACGUGACUUACUCAAUCAUAGGUGGUGAAGAUUCUUCACUUUUCUCACUGCAGAGAAGAGCAGGAAACGACAAAGCUGAAUUGACUACCUUGACCGAACUUGAUUAUGAAAGUUCGAAGAAAACAUAUUCUGUUGUGAUUAGAGCGAGUUCUGCGCCUCUCAGGUCUGAUGCGACUGUCACCAUUAUUGUAACUGAUGUGAAUGAUAAUGCACCAAAGCUCUCUGAUUUUCAAGUAAUCUUCAAUAAUUUUCGAGAAUGUUUUCCAUCUGGUCCAAUUGGAAAAAUCCCUGCUUUUGAUGCUGAUGUUUCAGAUAAGUUGAGAUAUCGAUUGUUAUCUGGGAAUAAUGCAGCUUUAGUUACUCUUAAUGAAACAUCUGGUGAGCUGUCGCUCUCUCCUCAACUGAACACUAAUGUACCUAAGUUAGCUACUAUGGAAGUUUCUGUGUCAGACGGUAUGAACGAAGUCAAAGCUUGGAUGGAGUUGACUGUGCGCCUGAUUACCGAUGAAAUGCUUAUGAAUUCAGUUACCGUGAGGCUGGGUGAUAUGACUGAGCAAGCGUUUUUGUCACCCUUGUAUACUUAUUUUGUUGAAGCAAUUGCUGCUAUCGUACCUUGUCCCAAGCAUAAUGUUUAUAUUUUUAGUAUUCAAGUUCUAGAAUUUGAUGACAACUUAUGUGUGAGAGAACCUUGUAUCAAUUUUGAAGAAUGUCUCACAGUCUUGAAGUUUGGAAAUGCCUCAGGCUUUUUGACCUCCUCCUCGAUGUUAUUCAGACCAAUUUAUCCAGUCACUACAUUUGCUUGCCGUUGCCCUGCUGGUUUCAUUGGUCGGAAAGAACAUUACCUAUGUGAUACCGAGGUAAAUCUGUGUUAUUCAAGUCCCUGUAAGAAUGGCGGUGAGUGUGUUCAAGCUGAGGGAGGUUAUACCUGCAUCUGUAGUGCUGGUUUUACAGGUGAGACAUGCGAGACUGAUGUAUCAGCUUCUUGUGGUGAAGCUUGCCCAGAAGGAUCUACUUGUACGCCCUUAGAGUCCGGAGGUUAUACCUGUGAGUCCUGCCAGGUCUCUGGGGCGUCCUUCCAGCACUACGACAGGUUCUGCCAGCUGAGAGCGAGAUCUUUCUCAUCAACAUCGUACCUAACCUUCACACCACUGAGGCAGAGAUACAGAAUGCAUAUCAAGCUCAAAUUUAGUACAGUUGAAAGUGGUGGUUUGCUUAUGUAUAAUGGGCGCUACAAUAUGCGCCAUGACUUCAUCGCUCUCGAGUUGAUUGAUGGGAAUAUUAUUCAAUUUUCAUUUUCUCUUGGAUCAAAGGUUACCAGAGUGUCUGCUGUGGCUGCUGAGCCUCUUAAUGAUGGUUCGUGGCACACAGUUACCAUCAUAUAUUAUAACAAGACUGCUACUGUGAGCUUGGACGAUUGCGAUACUGCUGUGGCAGUGAAAUUUGGUGAUAGAAUCAACAUGACUUGUGCUGGAGAAGUUACAGAAGAAUUAGAGAGCAGAUGCGCACUAGUGACUGAGAGCUGUCAUCGAUUUGUAGACCUCACUGGUCCAUUGCAGCUUGGUGGUCUCCCGCCCGGGAUGUCUCCUCCUCACCUUAGUUAUACAUCAUUCGUUGGAUGCCUUGCGGAUAUUUACAUUGAUCAUAAACUGUUAGAUCUGAACAAGUUUGUCGGAAAUAAUGGUACAAAAGUCGGUUGUCUCGAACGUGAAAGUUAUUGCUCCUCGUCUCCUUGCCAAAAUGGUGGAACUUGUAGAGAGUCUUGGGGUGGUUUCUUAUGUGAUUGUCAAGAUGGUUGGAGUGGUAGUGACUGUUCUCAGGGAGUUGGCCAGACUUGGAGUUUUGAUUCUGAGGGAGAAUUAAUUUUCAACCCCCUGCUCCGUCCUAUUCAGCUUCCUUGGGAAACGCAGUUCUCACUUCGCACAGUGUUACAAGACGGAUUCAUAAUGGGCAUAGCAGUUGGGCAAAAUUCAACAGCUGUAUUUACUCUGGAAAGUGGAUACUUGAAAUACUCGAUUGACAGUGACAGCGUGAUACUGUCAUCAUGGAGAGUAACCGAUGGUCUUUGGCACAGAGCGGUAGCAACGGUAGCACCUACAGGAAUGGCCACAUUAAUUGUUGAUGGUGCCAGAAAAGCCUCGGCAUCGUUAAGUGCUGCUCUUCAAGGGCAGUUCAUUGGUCGAAUCUCUGUUGGUAUUGCGGAUGGCUACCAUCCUUUCUCUGGCUGCAUAAAAGAUAUUCGACUUGGUUCUUGGCAAGGUCUUCAGUUGGUUCAAAACCCGACCUCAUCAUCUGGCGUGGGAUCAUCUUGUCCUCAAGAUUCUCAGUGUUCUUCUUGUCCACCGAAUAGUCAUUGCAAAUCAUCUUGGCACAAGUCAUCGUGUGCCUGUAAUGCAGGUUAUGUCGGCGAAGAAUGUGAAAGUGUCUGCAACCUCAACCCUUGUCAAAAUGGUGGUUAUUGUUUACAUGACAAGGAUUCACCUUUGGGCUAUUCAUGCGUAUGCAAUACGACAAUAUUUACAGGUGACUAUUGUGAAAAGGAAAAAUCUGAAGUCUGUCCUAGUUCGUGGUGGGGGCAGCCUAAUUGCGGUCCUUGUAACUGUGAUGUGUCUCGUGGCUACAGCCCGAAUUGUGAUCAGAAGGCAGGAGUGUGUACUUGUAAAGAGAGUCAUUAUUUUGCUUCUGAAGAAAUAGGAUGCCUGCCUUGCGAUUGCUAUAGCAUUGGAAGCCUUUCCCCUACUUGUGACAGGACUACAGGGCAGUGUGAUUGCAAAUCAGGCGUUGGAGGAUUGAAGUGUGACCAAUGUCCUAAUCCGUAUGCCCAAGUUACGUCCCUAGGGUGUGAAGUUAUUUACGGAGGAUGCCCGAGGAGCAAGGCAGGUGGUGUAUGGUGGGAGAGAUCGGAUUAUGGGACCCUAUCAUCAGUGGCUUGUCCUCAGGGUACUAACGGGAGGGCUACAAGGCUCUGCGACCGCUCCCUUCCUGGCUGGAGGGCUCCGGAUGUCUUCAACUGCACUUCCAACUCAUUUAUACAGCUAAGGAGGCUGCUGAGCCAAUUAGAAGCUGGAGAUGUAUCGAUGAACACAUAUGUUGCUGUAGAAACAGUGAAAUCCCUAAGCGAUAGCAUCAACAGUACCAGGUACCUGACCGGAGCUGAUUCUUUCAUUUCCAUCCAGCUGGCUGCUCGCCUUCUGCAGUAUGAGUCUUCACUUUCUGGAUUGUCCCUCUCCCAUGUGCAGCACGACACUUAUAUCAGUAGACUUGUUUUUAUAUUGAGUGAACUACUAUCUAUGCGAACCUUAGAGUAUUGGCCACGCUUGGAAACUCUAACAUCAGAAUCGCCUCACUACCUUCAUUCUCUGUUUGCAAUAUAUAUGAGUACUCUGGCAGCUAACAUGAGGGACACCUAUACACAGCCUUUUGAGACUAUUGCAGACAAUUUAGUACUUGGUUUGGAUACAGUAAGUUCAGAAAGCCUUUAUGGGUAUGAAGUACUUGGAAAAGCAUCCACUCUAUACAGCCGAAGCAAAGAAGCUGUGGUUAUUCCUGACACCACUAACAUUCUUCAGCCUCCUAUUCAGGGAGCAAGUGUCAUUUCACGUAAUGCUAGCUCUUCACCAACUGUGAUGUUCCCUAAAUACAACAAUUUUGUUAAACGUGGUCAGAAAUUUGAUGAAUUCUCUCGCUUGUUGUUGCCUACUGAUUUGCUCGGAAUCAGGGAAGUUCUGAGGGGUGAUAUCAGUAUUACUGGUUCGGUGAGAACACAGCCUGAACGAGAGGCCAUUGUAUCUUAUGCCAUGUUUAAAGAAGUUGAAGCUUGGCCAAAGAGGUUCGAUCACAGUGUUGUAACCAGGUGGGGUCUCGACCUCCAAGUUGGUUCCACUAUCUUCACCGUUGUUGCUACCAAUAAAGAAGGGACUGUUCUUGGAUCUGGUUUAAAAAGCCCUGUCAGACUUCAGCUGUGGUUAAGUCAUCCUGUUAAGUCUCCAAGGACCAAUCCUCAGUGUGUAAGAUGGACACAUGUUAGAGGGUUUGGCGAAUGGACCAGAGCUGGCUGUAUUACAGAGCUUCCUAGCGGAGAUUGGUGGCGGCGCCCCUUAGUCUUAGUCAAUUGUACCUGUACCACGUUAUCCACGCAUGCCGUUCUUAUCGAUCUGCUAGACCAUCAGUAUGUCCGUGAGGCUUCGGAGGCUGAAGAAGCGAUGACCUGGAUCGGAUUGCCCGUCUCUCUUUGGUGCCUUGCCAUGACCCUGCUGAUACUGAACAUAUCAGGAAAGGGAAACAGAGCUGGUAUAUCUGCCAACAUGUCUGUUUGCCUUCUUGCUGCUGAGGGCUUAUUUCUGAUCGCGUUAAAGGGAAGGUCACCUCUCCUAGCGAAGCCGGUUGGUUCUUUGCAAAUUGACCGCAAUAGGACUGCAUUACAGCUGGUUGUGCGCCUUGUGCUGGUGGCUCAUGUCCUCGGUACACCUCUACCGAAUGCUCACUCAGCUGAGAGAUGUCAACCGCGGGCCCAUGGUCCACUACUACACCCUGUGCUACGCUGUGCCUGGGGUCAUAGUAUCCCUUGCGGUGGCUGUCAGGCCGCACCAGCGGCAUUUACAGUAAACCAGCAUAUUGCUGCCUAUGGAGAUUUGAGGACGUUAGUGUGGAUAAACGUAGGAACUGCACCUCUGGCUGUUGGAGCAUGGCUUGCAUGCUUGGUCAACGCCACCGAGCACGGUCCAGGAGCCUCCCUGUGUUUAGCUCUCUGCUUGCCCAUUCAUUCCGGCUGCCUUCUGAUAGCUGAGGCAUCGACCAACCAUCGUCUUCGUCGUUGGGUAUUGUCUCUGACAAACGGCAAACCUCCUCCUCCCCCUCCUUCAGUGUCCAUCACGAGCCCUAGCCCGGGUUCAGAACGAAGCUUGGAAUUAGCAUCUUCUCAUUCUUCAGACGAGGAGAGCAGUGGUGUUAGACGCCAGACAAACCUUACUAUGAGGGAACCGCCACAUUUAAACAUUGAUACAGGCCUUUUCCAGCCUAUAUAUAGUUGGCCUGUUUAUGUACAUUCAGCUACGCACAUUCAAGAAGAAAAUGGGCGUCAUAGAUGGACUGGUUCUACAAUAUCAGAUAAUGAGACUCCAGGAAAAGUUAACAAUAUGUAUAGUGAUAGUGAAGAAAAAGCUAGUAUUGGAGAUAAAUAUCUAUUUCCUUAUACUGCGGAAGAAGAUCACAGUGAAAUGGCAGGCUCUCCUUCGCCUUUGACCAUGCAACAUCAUCUUUAUCCCAGGGUACCGAUAGCAGAGUGAGUAAUUUAUUUUAUAUUCAUACUCUUUUAAAUGUAUUUGGUCCCGUCAUACUGAAAUACAGUCUCACCUCUAUGUAUUAAAUUUGAAGAUUCCUUGAAAAAUUAAAAUUUCAUCCUAUAUACAUAAUAUGAGCAUAAAAACAAAAUACAUCGGGUUUGCUAUUCCUAAAAAAAGGUUUAGUUAAAUUUUUAUAUUAAAAGAAUUUUUUUUUAAGAAUAAAAGACAAAAGCCCAGCUGAUGAGCAUUCUAUAAAAAGUUAAUAUAUUUACUUCUUGUAAAUGAAUAUUUUUUUGACAAAUUAAUUCUACAUAUAACUUUUCCUCUGUCGUAAAGGGAUUAUCAAUCAGCAGUUUUAAGUUUUAAUAACAGUUUGAUUUAUCUACAUGAGAUGCCUGCCCAUCUUAUAUUUUUUUUAAUUAUUAAUUUUCUAAAAAGUAAAUAUAUCGAUUUUUGAAACAAUGUUCCUCAAUGGAAGAUUUUACAAUAUCGGACUAAGUGCCAAACCAAUAACUUUAGUUAGACAAUCUCAGGCAAAGUAGAUUAAAUGCCACAAUCUUUAAUAUAGGCAAUCAGUAUUUUUGGUUUGACGCUUACUCCGUUAUUUAUUCUUCAAUUUGUCUUUAAAUAGCAUUGUAUAUAUGUAUAUUUAUAUAUGUUGUACAAUCUUUAUUAAUUGUUCAAACAUAUAUAAUAUAUAAUUGCACUAUUGAAUAUAAAUAUGCACUAUCAAAGUUAAUAUUGAGAUGAAUGAACAUAUGAAUUAAUUCUCAUUUUUAGAUAAAAUCAUUUCCUUAUUUUUAACUAAUAAUAUAUUCUUCUAUUUUAUUAUAUUAUUGAUCUUUUCAUAGAACUUAACCCUAUUUUUAAUCUAAUUUUUAUUUUAGUCGGUAUCAGGCUCUUAUUAUCUUUGAAUGCCUAAUUUUUUUCAAGUUUGUUUCAGAUAAAUGAUAUACUAACCAGGUAAAGGGUUUUUUCUGAUUAUAAGCAUAAAUAUAUUAUCUUAUUUUUUCAUGCACGCCUACUUGUUUACAGGGAAUAUGAGGUAUGUAUGGAAAUUUAGAAGUAGUUAUUAGUAUUAUUUAUUCUAAUUUUUUAAUAAUAAGUUUCCAUUUAACUUUUUCUCUUACAUAUUUUACUGACCUCUGAUACUCUGAAAUGAAUCGAUUCAAAAGAAAUGAUUUUAUAUUAUUUUCUUCCAAAAACGUAUGCUAUUGGAAUUUAUAUAUUAUAUAGAUGCUUAGACUCAAGUUUUCAUUUUGAGCUGUUCAUCAAUUUUAAUGAUUAUACCAUCAACAACAAAUAUUUUAUAAUUUGAUAGAAGGAAAAUAGUGCUUUCUUCUCCCUCUCAUCAACACUGAAAUCUUGAAAAAUCUUAAGUAAUGAUCAUUCCAAAUACUGUAAUAAUAUACCUUUUCGGUUGUGAGAUUUGGUCUCUUAGAGAAGGUUUGAAAUAAGUCAUGAAAGUGGAUAUGGCUGUCAUCUGACUAUAAAAAAUUGAGGAAAAUCAUGAUUUCUCACUAUGUAAAGCAAAGCUAAAAUGGAUGUAUUAUAUUGAAGCAGCUUCAAGAUAUCAGAAACAUUUUUUGUUCAUUACCACAAAUGCUUUAGUAGAUGGCAAGAGACCAGAUGGAAGACCUGAAACCCAAUUAAUUUGUCGAAUAAAUACAAAUACUAUAGAGCUAGUAAUGGUGAACAAAUUUAGUUCAUUGGUCUUUAUUUUAUUUUUUCAUUUCUGGAAAGUGGAAAUAUCUUGUUUUUUUUUUUUUACAAUGAAAUCCAAUAGAAAUCAUCAUUCAAACAAGGAAGCCUUGUGUUCCUGAUAUAUUGUGUUUGGGACUUUCCAAGUAAUUGGCAGGGUUCAUAAUCCUUUCAAUAAUUAACCGGUGUUUAUUUUAAUUUUGGCCUAACAGGAACUUGGUUAUGGAGGUGGAGAAUCUUUUCUUAAUUUCUGGGCCCUCUGACCAAUGCAUUCCCUUUUGCCUGCAUUUCUCAAACUGAAGUUCAGGAUCUCCUUACACUGAUGACAACUGGAAAUACCUAUUGAAGGUUCUAGUUCUAAAAGAACGAGUUGAGCCUUGUUUCUAGCAAGCUUCUCGGCUUUCUCAUUGCCCUUAAUACCUUUAUUACACUCUCUUAUCAGAUUGGGGUUACUAUUUGGGGAUUUGAGAGCUUGAAGACCUGUCUGAGUAGAUAUUAAUGCCUGAAUACAAUGUUAUACUUGUCUUAUGGAAUGCUUAAGUUCAUCUUUAUAUUCCCUAUGAAGAUUCACAUACCUAUAUCUCAGAGUUGCAAGCAAUAAAUGAUACAGACAUAGCUGGAAUUGGCUGAUAUUGGUGGAGAAGCUGUGAAAAAUCUUAUAACACAAUUUUUAAAAAUUAAAUAAUAUUUUAAUAAAUUCAUUCUUCAGUGAAACUCUUUUUUGUGGGGACCUUAUUUAAUUUGAUUGUUGAUAAAACUUAUUUUUAACAAGGCUAACCUAAACAUAUUUCUAACAAAAAAAAAAGCUCUAUUUCUGAUGCAUUAAUUAAUUAAUUCUGCUUUGUCUCAUCCUAACAUUUUAAUAUAAUGCUUGUAAUUAUAAAAUGACAUAUUAUCAAUUUUCUGUUUACAAAGCGUAAAAUAAUUUUAAUUUCAUGAAGAAUGCCAUUGAGGUAACCAGGGUACAAUGUACUGAACCUUACCCAUCACACCUGCACUUUGGUUUGUUUUAUAUCCAAUUUUUAUUUAUGCAUGGCACAAUUUUAUUUAUUUGACUUCAAAAUUUGUAUUAACAAUAAUGACUAUAUUCCAUUAAUUUUUGACAAACACUACUAUAAUAUCUCUUGUUUGCAUUUUAAGUUUUGUCCAUUUUUAUGUUUAAGAUUAUUGAUAUGUGAAUGUUCUAUCAAUGAUUGUAUUUUACAUUAACUAACUCGGUUUUAGGAAGCCUACGAGUGAAACCCCAGUUUGAUCUCCUUGAAAGGAUGUAUAUUGAUAAUCCAAAUAUUUCUUCGUAUUAAAAAGACAUUUUUGGUAUUAUAUCUUGUAAAUCUUCAGACUGAAUUGUAUUUUGUACUGUAUUUUGUGUGGAUGUCUAGGAUGUGUGCUUGUUAUAUAUGUUAUGUGUGCAUGUAUUUUGUCAAAACUCAUCUCGAAUCAGCACAAAAAAGAAAUAGUAUUCCUUCCAUCAUUGGUUCCAUUAUCAUUCAUCUAUCUUUAUUUUGAUGAUGGCCAAUUAUGUUUUCAGAAUAAAUUUUAUCUUCGUAAUUACUAUCUAUCUACAAAAACUUUUUUAUUUUACAUUCAUUCGUCUAUUCCUUUGAAGAUGAACUUCCUUUAUAUAUAUAUAUAUAUAUAU
Molecule: messenger RNA, 11907 nt
Organism: Nezara viridula (southern green stink bug)
Lineage: Eukaryota; Metazoa; Arthropoda; Insecta; Hemiptera; Pentatomidae
Source: the annotation of a GenBank genome assembly